Molecule: messenger RNA, 2082 nt
Organism: Lipotes vexillifer (Yangtze River dolphin)
Lineage: Eukaryota; Metazoa; Chordata; Mammalia; Artiodactyla; Lipotidae
Gene: GNS
Product: glucosamine (N-acetyl)-6-sulfatase
Exons: 14
Coding region: 93-1751 (552 amino acids)
Biological process (GO): glycosaminoglycan metabolic process
Molecular function (GO): glycosaminoglycan binding; N-acetylglucosamine-6-sulfatase activity
Source: RefSeq, a predicted model, not a curated record
UUUUUUUUCCAGCUGCUCGUGGUUUUCUCGCUCUCUAGCCUUCUGCACGUCUUUCCCCUCCGCCCGGGGUUCCCCCCGGAGCCCUGUCCGCCAUGCGGCUCCUGCCUCUGGCCCUGGGUGUGCCCCGGCGGGGCAGCCCUCGCCACCUGCCCUACUGCAGCUCAGCGCCGCUGCUGCUGCUGCUGCUGGGAGGCUGCCUGGGGGUCUCCGGGGCGGCGGCGGGCUCUCGGAGGCCUAAUGUGGUGCUGCUUCUCGCCGACGACCAGGACGAAGUGCUCGGCGGCAUGACACCACUAAAGAAAACCAAGGCUCUCAUUGGAGGGAUGGGGAUGACUUUCUCCAGUGCUUAUGUGCCAAGCGCUCUUUGCUGUCCGAGCCGAGCCAGUAUCCUGACAGGGAAGUACCCACAUAACCAUCACGUCGUUAACAACACUUUGGAGGGAAACUGCAGUAGUAAGUCUUGGCAGAAGAUCCAAGAACCAGAUACUUUCCCAGCAAUUCUCAGAUCAAUGUGUGGUUAUCAAACCUUUUUUGCAGGGAAAUACUUAAAUGAGUAUGGAGCCCCAGAUGCAGGUGGACUAGCACACGUUCCUCUAGGCUGGAGUUACUGGUAUGCCUUGGAAAAGAAUUCUAAAUACUAUAAUUAUACCCUCUCUAUCAAUGGGAAGGCACGGAAGCAUGGUGAAAACUACAGUGUGGACUACCUGACAGAUGUCUUGGCCAAUGUCUCCUUGGACUUCCUGGACUACAAGUCCAACUCUGAGCCAUUCUUCAUGAUGAUCUCCACUCCAGCACCUCAUUCGCCUUGGACAGCUGCACCUCAGUACCAGAACACCUUCCGGAACGUCUUUGCACCAAGAAACAAGAACUUCAACAUCCAUGGAACGAACAAGCACUGGUUAAUUAGGCAAGCCAAGACCCCAAUGACUAAUUCUUCAAUACAGUUUUUAGAUAAUGCAUUUAGGAAAAGGUGGCAGACUUUGCUGUCAGUUGAUGACCUUGUGGAGAAGCUGGUCAAGCGAUUGGAGUGCAGCAGGGAGCUCAAUGACACCUACAUCUUUUACACGUCAGACAAUGGCUAUCACACAGGACAGUUUUCUUUGCCAAUAGACAAAAGACAGCUGUAUGAGUUUGAUAUCAAAGUUCCACUGUUGGUUCGAGGGCCUGGGAUCAAACCAAAUCAGACAAGCAAGAUGCUCGUUGCCAACAUUGACUUGGGUCCUACUAUUUUGGACAUCGCUGGCUACAAUCUGAAUAAGACACAGAUGGACGGGAUGUCUUUCUUGCCCAUUUUGAAAGGAGCUAGUAAUCUGACUUGGCGAUCGGAUGUCCUGGUGGAAUAUCAAGGAGAAGGCCGUAACGUCACUGACCCAACGUGUCCUUCCCUGAGUCCUGGAGUGUCCCAGUGUUUCCCAGACUGUGUGUGUGAAGAUGCAUAUAACAACACGUAUGCCUGUGUGAGGACCAUGUCAGAAAUGUGGAAUUUACAGUAUUGCGAGUUUGAUGACCAGGAGGUGUUUGUAGAAGUCUAUAACCUGACUGCAGACCCACACCAAAUCAAUAACAUUGCUAAAAGUAUAGACCCAGAGCUUUUAGGAAAGAUGAACUAUCGGCUAAUGAUGUUACAGUCCUGUUCUGGACCAACCUGCCGCACUCCAGGGAUCUUUGACCCCGGAUAUAGGUUUGACCCUCGUCUCAUGUUCAACAAUCAUGGCAGUGUCAGGACUCGAAGGUUUUCAAAACAUCUGUAGCACCGCUGCGGUUGGAUCCCUUGCACGCCUCUUUCUGAUGAAGUGAUUGUAGUAGGUGUGUCUGUAGCUAGUCUUCAAGACCAUGCCUGGAAGGGUUUCUGGACUGGCUUUAAGUCCUGUUUGAAAAAGCAACCCAAACAAACAGCUGACUUCCUUGUGCAGUGUGUUAAACUGUGAACUCUGCCUGUGUGUCAGGAGUGGCUGUCCCUGGUCCCUUUAUUCAACUGAUGAUGAUACUCCUGAGGUCUUUGUUCUCACCAAACCCUUUCUGUCCUGGGGCCACAGUUCUUGAUGAUUCCCCAUGUGGUCAAAGUCUAGAUUUGUAAAUCCA